UUGGCACACCUCCAGUGUAUAAUCCGAAGUGUCAGCACUGUCGCUUAUAUCAACCGCACGGUGACGUUCGCAUGCCGGAAUGAGUCAAGAGACAAUACGAGGAAAUCCCCAAGGCCGAGAAAACGACGCGAGGCCCCUUUAAAUCGACGCUUCCUCGGUGCCGUGCCAAGAGAGAGAGAGAGCUCUGAUAAACAACAACACGGUUCACAGAAGCCGUUUUACCGGAUUCAGCUCUGUACCGCGGCCUCGAAGAAGAAGAAAGAGGCGACGAGGACUUUCUUUCGGUCACUACGUGCGUUUUGUCGCCCGCUGUCCAUACAUUCGUUGUUGAAUGCCAUUGCGGAAGUGAGAAGCCACUCGACGCGACUGAAAGCUUGGGCUCUGCGGACACCUAGCGGCCGAUCGGCGAUACAGCAACUCCCUCGCGAUGUACGGAGCUUCAGGGAUCCCCGAGCUCAUCCCGCCCAGCGGGCCGCCGAGGCAGCCCGGCCCGGCGGGCCAGUACAACCCUGGACACCCCCAGGUCAACGGUCACGGCGGAGGGCCCAACCCUCAGAGACUCGGGCAGAGAGCCCCCAAGCUGGGCCAGAUCGGCCGGUCCAAGAAAGUGGACCUGGAUGAUGAAGACUUGGAUGACAUCAUGAACAACAAUGGGCAGUGCCCAGUAUCCCUAUCGCCCAUCUCCUAAACUUCACCGAGAAGUGCCAAACAAAAAAAAAAAAAAAGAAAUGCCCUGGGAUGCCAACCCUCUUUCUCCAUCAGUGAUCUUGGCCUUGGCCCUGUCAAGUGUCCUACUGAAGCUUCUGAUGGCUCAUCAAUGCUCAGAAAGGGCUCAUUUAGCGCCCCCUGAAGCCUAAGCCCUGACUGUAUAUAGUGUUUAUUUAACUUACCUUUGGUCAGACUGUGAAUGAGUUGUACUGCAUCGUUCUCUGCUCUAUACCUCGGUAUGUAGUAGGCUAUCAGGACUUGAGAAAGAUUUGGAAAAGAGUGUCUAUAUUUUUCAGAGCUUCUUAACAAGGGCUACAUUUCUAAAGUUGCACUGAUGCAAAUGGUAAGAUGGCAAGCAGUCCCCUCCCCUGCCUGUUUACUGGCGUAGGCCACCGAUUGUCCGCGGGUUGUUUGUGUGGGGGGACACAAGCCUGUUAAUGUUCAUCACACGGGUGAAACGUUAAGCUUUGGUUGUGCAAUGACUAUCAUUCUGUGCUCUUACACUGAUCCAAGCCGUGUACUAUUAUCCAGUGGAUGAAAGCUCGCUAUGUACACGGAAAGAAAAACAAAACAACUACUGCUAAUUAUUUAUUGCUUUUAAGAAUGAGACACUUUGUCGUGUUGUUACGGCUUCUACAUGUUUUUUACUUGUUCCUGAAUGGAUAUUGCUUCAGAUUGAAAUUUAUUAUGUUUCCAAAUGGUGCACUUUGUGGGGAAUGCCUGUUAUGUGCAGUGACCUGUUGCAGAAUUCUAUGCAUGAAGUCUGUUCAAGCAUCAAAACACGUAACUGGUAUCCUGUUAUUUAAGGGCUAACGUAGUCGUUUUUUCAAACCACAACUCAGUUUCGCUCUUUUAGAUUAUGCACAGUCAACGUUUCCCUGAGCUCGUUGUCGUGCUCGGGCUGCACACUCAGCAGUGAUAUGACAAAAGCAACAACAGAUUCAUGGAGGUGUUUGUUUGUUUUCAAAGACAGGGUUUCCCAGAUGGCCACAUGACUGUGAGAAAAAAAAAUAAUGUGUACAGUUAAUAUUAUUUUAAAUGUAUUGCCAAAAAUACUGUCAGACAGAUACCUAAAACUGGUGAUAAUGAUAAUACUGAAGUAUAUCUAUAUUUAUUUAUGAAGCACUAAUUUGCUGGAGGUUGGGUGAGAUGAAGGAGGUUUAUUUAAAGAUCUUUGCAAACUUUAUAAUGACAGUAUGAGAUCACGAAAACAAGCAGCCUCUGAUUAGUGGUCACUGCUGAGGUGUGGACUUUUUGAAAAAAAAAAUUAGUGGACCUCGGGUAGAGACGUUCUUUUCUAUAGACGCUCAUGCUGAUGUCAUGUUACUCUGUUGGCUGUGAAAUUGUUCUACUUAUUGAAAGCACUUCAUUUUCGUCACAGCUCAUUCUUUGACUCAGACUUUGGGCUGUGGUUACCUUUUGCAUGGAAAUGGUCAGUUUUUCAAAAUGCAUCUGGAGAAAUAAAAUAUGACUCUUUGUGGAAUAUCUGUGUUUCAGUUUGUGUAUUUAAUGGGUUAGUGCGUAGGAUUUUAUGGCAACUAGCAGAUAGCAACCAAUUCACUGCUCCACACCCCCUCUAGGGCCAGCGUAGGUUUGUUCAUUCUGGGGUUCUGUGGAAACAUGGUCCUGCAACAUGGUAGAUGAUGUGAGAGGGGACCAACUUCUCCUGCUGUCAAAACAGCUCUGUCCCAUCGAGGCAUGGUCAACUCAAGACGUUUGAGGGUGUUCUGUGGUAUCAAUCAGGGACCAAGACCUUAGUAGCAGUUUCUUCUAGUCCUCUAAGUUGUCUGGUGGGGCUUCCAUAGAUUGGUCUUCCUUUUUCAGCACUUUCUAUAGACCUUUGAUUGGAUUGAGAUUUGGGGAAUUGGGAGGCCAAGGAGAAACUUAAAUAAGGAUAAAGAAUAAAUCUGUCCCUCACGAUCUGUUCCUCUAUGGUGACUGUGAGCUGUCACUUCCUAAUCUCUUCUCAUUUUCCCGUGCUGUCAAAAGUUGGCCCAUCACUAAUUCCACCCAAUCGUUCACUCAUCCCUGGGCUUUGAAGUCUUUGUCUUUAGGCUGUCCAUUGCGCAACCUCCUCCUCUCCAUCUCAAACUCUCCACAAUCAUCCUAGAAGUCUUCAUCAGAGGUUAGGGUUAACCCCUAACCCUAACCCUUCCUUCUCCAUCAACACCAGUGUCCAGACUUCUGCGGUUCUCGUCCCUACCUUCCCGUCCUAUGAUACUAUCACUCCUAUUAUCCUUGGGUCAAUUUGACCCCAAUCAGUAGAGGGAAGGUCAACUCACUGGUAGCAAGGGGUUAUUUAUGUAGUCAACAAAUAAACAAAGUGCCUGACACAAAAACUUGGCCAACAAGUUAAUGUAAAUAAUUUUCUUGAGGGUAAAAUUUGGGAAAUUUGGGUAAUAUUUGAGGACAACAGAAGGGCUAGCUUAGAUUCUAACUGGUUUCUAACUACUACCUCGCAUAUUCAUUGAUCACUCGAUCUCUCCUUAUUGGAUGUCAGAGUCCAAGAUUACCCAGAGGACCACACUGAAUCUGUUAGCUUGCCUUUUUCCCAGAGAGCUUCCAGCGAUCUCCUCACUUGGAUGUCGACUUAAAGAAGACAUGCUUCAUCAGACUAGGACACCUUCUUCUUCAUGUCCAGUUCUGACGCUCAUCACAGGGGUUCACAUGGGCAGUGUGGCUAUGCAGACCAUACAUUCCUUCUGAAAGCAUUCAAUCAUAGUCAGCAUUAAGGUUUUUAACUAUUUGUGCUAUGGCUGCUCUUCAGUGCUCCUCAUGCACAUCAACAACCCUUGUAUGUUCAUGAUCAAUUGACCUUUUUUGGACUACUUAUAGCAGGCACGAGUCAUUGCAACUGGGAACCAUAAUACCUGCCAUUCUGGAGACGCUCUGACCCGGUUAUCUAGCCAAUCUAUCACAUAGUGAACAGGGUCUGUGGAAACAGGAAACACUGCACGGUGUCAGAUUUCACUUGAAGGUGCAUUAGUUGCUCUGUCCUGACUGUUUUGUUGAUUUGUUUGACUUUAGACUGAACCAUACAAUACAUGAAUCUGUUUUCUGGUUUUGCCUUUGGGGACACAUUAUUUCCUACAAUGAGGAAAGCCGCAGUAUCGCCAUCUACAAUUACCGUCGCGCCAUUAACAAUGUUGCAGUAUCUUUAUUAUUCAUGUACUGUUGGACACGUUAAAAAUAUUUUUUUCAUACAUUUUCCAUGACACCAUUUAUCUGCUAGAAGAGCCAAGUGUAGAAAACUAUGACAUUUAAAAAACAAACAAA
Messenger RNA from Mugil cephalus (flathead mullet), 3984 nucleotides. RefSeq lists its product as uncharacterized. The record is from RefSeq and is a predicted model, not a curated record. Lineage: Eukaryota; Metazoa; Chordata; Actinopteri; Mugiliformes; Mugilidae. The transcript is spliced from 3 exons. Bases 428 to 688 code for a protein of 86 amino acids. Gene Ontology annotation, molecular function: calcium-dependent protein kinase inhibitor activity; protein kinase binding. Gene Ontology annotation, biological process: negative regulation of protein kinase activity.